AAAAAAAAAUCUGGCGCUUUUCGCCGUCUUCUUCCAGCUUCUACGGCAAGACUCUUCGUCUUCGUGUUUGGUAUCAUACUCAUACAUUCGCCAUACUCUGUAUACAUAAAGGAUUUAUUCUCUCAUACUCUGCAUUUUCUGGAGAAGACGAAGAAAGCUUUGAGCAUCGAAGAACGAUGGGCGACAUAAGACACUUGGAGAGGAUGGGAAGAGAACUCAAGUGCCCGAUUUGCUUGAGUUUGUUGAAUUGUGCAGCUUCACUUACAUGCAACCAUGUGUUCUGCAAUGCUUGCAUAGUGAAAUCUAUGAAAACAGAUGCCACCUGCCCAGUUUGUAAAGUUCCUUACCAUCGUCGAGACAUCCGUGCUGCCCCUCAUAUGGACAGCUUGGUUGGUAUCUACAAGAGCAUGGAGGUUGCUUCUGGGGUUAAUAUAUUUGUAAGCCAGAAUAUCCCAUCCUCAAAGAAUUCAUCAGAUAAAGAAAAGCAUGCCGGAACAGAUUCCAAGUACUCCCAAAAGGUAACAAAUGAAAUUUGUCAGGUUGCAAGCAAGGGGCGAACAUCCAAGGGCAAGGGGCCUAGAAAGAACGAGAAGGAAAACCUAGAUGCAGCUGGACCUAUUGUUCUAAAACCUUCGUCUCAAACCAAGAAAAGGGUGCAGCUACCGCAGCAUCCGUCUUCUGAGAAUGCAACCAAAUUUGCAGAAUCUACUGGAAGAGUUGGCAUAGUCAAGGAUGAUACUACAAAGACUUUGAUUUCUUCGAAUGAGGAUGCUUCUCCAAAUAAAGUUGGGAAGUUGUCACUUUCACCCUUCUUUUGGUUAAGAGAUGAGGAUGCCGAGGAGAACAUCAGUCAGUUUACAGAAAGUGAUGAUUUGUAUUGUACACCUGUUGAUGUUCCUUCAUUCAGUGAUUUGAAGGACUCAGAUCACGAGAGCCCAACAAAGGGAGAUGAGCAGGAAAACCCCGCUCCAAUGGACAUAUUUGACAGUGAAAUGUUUGAAUGGACACAGAGGCCUUGCUCACCUGAGAUUCUACCAAGUCCAGUGAAAGCCAAGGUCCCUGAUAGCAUUGAGUCUGAUCAAAGUGGAAGGAAAAUUUCUAAGGUAGCAUCAGGAAAAUCGACAAACAGAAUGCAUGAAGCAAAAAGUGCAAGAAAUAAAAACGCUAUGCUAUGUUCUGGGGUUUCAAAAGUAUCACCUGCAGGUAUGAAUCUUGGUGAUAAACAAGCUAUUACUGGCGCAUCUAACCAGAGAAAUCGGAACCCUAAAAAAAAUGCCAAAGUCAGUCGUGCUAAACAAAGUAAGGAUCAUGGUUCAGGAGUUCAAAUGGGUGUAGCAACAUCUGAAGAGUCUGAUGGGAAAGUUGGUGUAAUAGAUGGCAAGAAGGGGACAAAAAGAAAAAGGUCAAUCUCUAAAGCCUCUGAAGAUCAGCCAGUAGCUAGAUCUAGUGAUUUAGGCAAUGGGGAUCAGAAUCAGAUCCAGGGUUUAUCUGAUACAGAGUCUGGGAAGCAAACUUCUGGCAAUUUCUGUAAGAAAAAGAGGGAGAGAAAAUUAAAUGCAAUAUCCCUUAGUCCAAUAGAUCUUUCCCAAAGCUUAGGGAAUCCGAGUGUGGUUGGCCUUGUAGGUGGACUAACAAAAGCUGGGAAGAAAAAAAGCAAAGCUAAAAAUCCUAAGAAGUGCUUAGCAUCUUCUGCCAGAACUGGCGAUACAGAUAUUCUAGCCUCUAAUGAGAAUUCGGCAAAAAAAGUCUCAACACUUAGGCCAAGCAUGACUUCCAGCAGACGUAGGCAAUCAAACCGAAAUGGCAUCUUUAGAGAUGAGCUGACUCAUGUUGAUCAAGAUGGUGAUGGAUAUGAGUCCAAGAACAGAAAGAACUCUACUGAGGAUGAAGAUAGUCAUACCACAAAAGUUCGACAGAAUUGUUCGGAGCCUUCUGGGCAUGAUCUGCCUUUGCGCCGAUGUGAAGUUCUUGCAAAUAAAUUUCCAUGCGCCUUUUGUCAUUCUUCAGAGGAUUCAGAGGCUUCAGGUGAGAUGGCUCACUACUACAAAGGCCAGCCUGUUUCAGCAGAUUAUGAUGGUGGGUCCAAGGUCAUACAUGUACAUAAAAACUGUGCUGAAUGGGCCCCAAAUGUUUAUUUUGAGGAUUUUACUGCAGUCAACCUAGAAGCUGAGUUAACUAGAAGCAAAAGAAUAAGUUGCAGUUGCUGUGGGCUUAAAGGUGCAGCCCUUGGUUGUUACUACGACAGCUGCAAAAGGAGUUUUCAUGUUUCUUGUGCAAAGUUGAUCCCAGAGUGCAGAUGGGACUCGGAUAACUUUGUUAUGCUGUGCCCCUUGCAUGCAUCCACUAAGUUACCUUGUGAAAAAACUUGUCCAAAACAAAGAAGACACAUGCCUUCAUCAGAAGGGCAACUGCACUCUCAGAGUAAUCAAGUAGCUGCUAAAAGUGGCACUGCACCUCAAGACAGACGUUUGCAUGGGCUAUCAAAGAAACUGAUUCUAUGUUGUUCAGGACUUGCACUUGAAGAGAGGGCUGUGGUUUCUGAAUUUUCAAGCCUUCCUGGAGUUGUGGUCUUGAGAAAAUGGGAAUCCCGUGUUACACAUGUCAUUGCAUCAACUGAUGAGAGCAGAGCAUGCAAAAGGACCCUCAAGGUCCUGAAGGGCAUCUUGGAGGGCAAAUGGAUUCUAAGCAUUGAUUGGGUUAAGGCCUGUUUGAAGGAUAUGAAAUACGUGAAUGAGGAACAAUAUGAGAUUGCCACGGAUGUUCAUGGAAUUCAGGAUGGUCCACGUCUUGGAAGAGAAAGAGCCAUGAACAAGCAACCGAAGCUUUUCGAUGGUUUAAAGUUCUAUAUCACUGGAGACUUCGAUCCAGUUUACAAGGGCUAUCUGCAAGACCUGGUUGUAGCUGCUGGAGGAUCAAUCCUGCGCAGACGGCCCAUUCCACCACUGGCAACUGACUUGGUCACUUUGUCUGAAUCUUCGACAAUCAUAGUAUAUAGCCUUGAACCGCCAGAUAAUAUCGACCCCGACAAGAACGGGACUCUGAUGAGCCGAAGGAAAUCUGAGGCUGAAGCCUUGGCAAAAUCUGCAGGAGCCGGAGCAGUGAGCAGUUCAUGGAUCAUGGAUUCCAUUGCUGCUUCCAAACUGCAGGGUCUCCAUUAGUCCAGAUCUUCUGGGUUCUUUCCAUGGAGACCGUAUUACAUUUGAUGUGAUAAUUUAGAUAACAACUGAAAUGUGAAAUAUCAUGUUCUUUAAAGUUCUGUCCACUGUAAGAAACUGCGGUACCCAGUUCUUGAAACAAGCUCUCCAAAGCUAAAAGCCUAAAACCUCGCCUUCAAGAUUCAUGUCUGUAAUUUCUUCAUUAGUUGAUGUCGAAUUGUUGAUGCUGAUGAUGAUAAUUUUCUGUUUAUGUACCAAAUUUGUUAUUUCUUCAUUAUUAGUUUUUAA
This is a messenger RNA of Tarenaya hassleriana, 3443 nucleotides long. Its product is annotated as protein BREAST CANCER SUSCEPTIBILITY 1 homolog. Gene Ontology annotation, biological process: positive regulation of transcription by RNA polymerase II; negative regulation of fatty acid biosynthetic process; double-strand break repair via homologous recombination. The record is from RefSeq and is a predicted model, not a curated record. Gene Ontology annotation, molecular function: ubiquitin-protein transferase activity. The coding region runs from base 177 to 3158 and encodes 993 amino acids. NCBI's taxonomy places the organism in Eukaryota, Viridiplantae, Streptophyta, Magnoliopsida, Brassicales, Cleomaceae. Gene Ontology annotation, cellular component: BRCA1-BARD1 complex; BRCA1-A complex; plasma membrane. The transcript is spliced from 14 exons.